Messenger RNA from Arabis nemorensis, 366 nucleotides. The record is from the annotation of a GenBank genome assembly. Lineage: Eukaryota; Viridiplantae; Streptophyta; Magnoliopsida; Brassicales; Brassicaceae.
AUGGAGCCGAGCGUUGAUGUGUGGGAAACACUGAUGAAUCUUUCUCGGGUUCACGGAGAUCUAGAGCUUGGAGAUAGAUGUGCUGAGUUGGUUGAGAAAUUGGAUGCCACAAGAUUGGACAAAAUGUCAAGUGCAGGUCUUGUAGCAACCAAAGAGGAACCGAAUUAUCGGUCUAAACCAUGCUAUAAGUUUAAAACAAAAGAUAUUUCACAUCCAGAAAUGGAUACAAUCUACGACACACUAAAGAUUCUGCAGUCAGAAAUGCUAGAAAUGGGUUAUGACUUGAAACUUUUCAGUUGCCAUCUCGUCAUGAAGCCGUGGAGAAGGAGAAUAAAGAACGGAUUUUCGGAUACAGAGAGGAAGUAG